Molecule: messenger RNA, 2159 nt
Organism: Oryza brachyantha (malo sina)
Lineage: Eukaryota; Viridiplantae; Streptophyta; Magnoliopsida; Poales; Poaceae
Product: transcription factor bHLH68-like
Exons: 8
Coding region: 401-1555 (384 amino acids)
Biological process (GO): regulation of transcription by RNA polymerase II
Cellular component (GO): nucleus
Molecular function (GO): protein dimerization activity; DNA-binding transcription factor activity, RNA polymerase II-specific; RNA polymerase II cis-regulatory region sequence-specific DNA binding
Source: RefSeq, a predicted model, not a curated record
GAAAGCAAGGGAAAGUUCACAAAUAAAGGAGUGAAGCAAAAGGAAGAGAGGAGAGGAAAACAAAACAAAGCCCAGAUUCCUCAACAAACAGGCCCUAUGCUUUUUCUUCUUCUUCUUCCUCCUCCUCCUCAUCUCCUCUCUCUCCUGCUCCUUCUUGUUGUUGUUGCAGCAGCUGUUCCUCUCCUCUCCCAAGAAAACACACACCCCUAUCUCUCUCAGACAAAAAAAAAAUUAAGCCACUGGCCUCUUUAAGAUUGACCUGAGAUUUGCAGUUCACAAGGGUGCAUGCAAAGAGAUAUAGCCACAGCUAGCUAGCAAAACACACAUUCCUUUCCCAGCUUAAUCGCUGCAAGAACUCGUACAUAUCCUGGUUACUAAUCCUCUGUCAGUAUCAGUGACGAUGAAUAGAGGAGAAUUCCAGAGCUCUCUGGUGCAGCAGAUGAUCUGGAGUGGCAGUGGUACAGGCACGGCCACCGCCGCCGGCGGUUUGAUGGGCAGCUUGAAGCCAUGCCAUGAGCCUGACCAAGAGGCCUCUCCUAACAUGCCCUCCUUGUCUUCUCCCUCGCUGAUCUUCUCCCAGCAGUUUCAGCACGGCUCUUCAGGUCUAGUUCCGAUGAACGGCGCCGGCACCGCCUCUCUUCCGAGCUUGCACGACGGCGGUGGCCAGGAGAACUUGCCGGAGUCAUGGAGCCAACUGCUUCUUGGGGGAUUAGCUGGAGAUCAGGAGAGGUACAGCGCCACUGCAGCUCUCCUGUCAAAGGGGUUAGAGAACUGGGGAGAUCACGCCCCAGCUGCGAGCGCUGCAUGCAUGGCUGCUGCAGGUGCCAUGAAGGAGGAGGCCUCCAUGGCUCAAGCAGCUACCACUGCUGCUGCUGCCGCUGCCUACAGCUUCUAUGGGAGCCACCUUGCUGGAGAUCAGCACGAUCAGAUCCAGGCUGCAGCAGGAGGCGCCAGUAAGUCUCAGCUCAGCCAGAUGCUCCUGGCUUCCUCUCCUAGGUCAUGCAUCACCACCAGCAACAUGCUCGACUUCUCCAACACCGCCGCGCCGCCGGAGCUCAGGAGUCACCACCACAACUCUGAUAAUUCAUCCGAGUGCAACAGCACUGCGACUGGUUCGGCUCUCAAGAAGGCUAGGGUUCAGGCCUCCUCUUCAGCACAAUCUACUCUAAAGGUGAGGAAGGAGAGGCUAGGCGACAGAAUAACCGCACUUCAUCAGAUAGUAUCCCCAUUCGGCAAGACUGACACAGCGUCUGUACUGCAAGAGACCAUUGGCUAUAUCAGAUUCCUCCUGAGUCAAAUUGAGGCUCUCAGCUACCCAUACAUGGGCGACGCCAACGGGACGGGUCCCACGCAAAAUUUGCUAAACCAUAAUGGCAACACUGGAGCACAGCAGCCUGCAGCCCAACCUGAGCAGCAGGGAGUAAACGAAGAGGGAAAGAGGGACCUUAGGAGCCGGGGGCUGUGCCUGGUCCCAGUCUCAUGCACGUCUCACUUCGGAGGGGACAACGCCGCUGACUACUGGGCCCCGGCGCCACUUGGCGGGAUCCUCCGGUAGAAGAUCGAUUCAUCGAGAUUCGUGCAUGAAUCCAUGGCGGCACAGCAGCUCGUGUGUGUCGUCCUCGAGAGUAUAUGGUGACGAGAAGUUUACACACAAAAAAAAAAACAGGGUCUCUUAAGAAUUAAUGAAACGGAUCAGAUACAUAACAUCAUGAGCAGUCAUUCUGGUAAGGAAUUAGCUACCUGUGUAAGGCUGAUUGCUCUUGAUGCUAUGAGAUCAGUGAGAGAGUAGCUAGUAUAAUUAAUUAAGCUUCUGUGUCUGGAAGAAAAAAGAAGCUUUCAGUUCAAGGAGGAGAUCAAUUACCUCCUUGUUGCAAGUUUUAUAUAUGCCUUUGAUUAUGUAUAUGUAAAUCUAGCAAGUUAGUGAACACUUUGCUCAUACCGUGCUUUGAUUAUCAGGAGCGACUGCGCGGUGGUCUCAAAUAUUCCGUCAUUUGCGCGGCUGGUGUAUGUAGGAAAAUUAUUAAAGUCCAUAUCCCCAUAUAUAUUAUCACAUAUAUGUAUAUUGACAGUUAAUUUGUAUCAGUAAUUUACAGAGUUAAGUCAGCAAUAUUAUUUGUCUUCCGUGUUGCUGAAUCAUUUCUUUGCAAAAAGAGAAAAGA